Messenger RNA from Sus scrofa (pig), 919 nucleotides. It is a transcript of the gene CELA2, whose product is annotated as chymotrypsin-like elastase family, member 2A. Gene Ontology annotation, biological process: proteolysis. NCBI's taxonomy places the organism in Eukaryota, Metazoa, Chordata, Mammalia, Artiodactyla, Suidae. Gene Ontology annotation, molecular function: serine-type endopeptidase activity. The record is from RefSeq and is marked validated.
ACAUAUAGGACUCCAACAGACACACCAUGAUCAGGGCCCUACUGCUGUCUACACUGGUGGCUGGAGCUCUCAGCUGUGGGCUCCCCGCUAACCUGCCCCAACUUCCCAGGGUGGUUGGAGGUGAAGAUGCAAGGCCCAACAGCUGGCCCUGGCAGGUCUCCCUGCAGUACGACUCCAGUGGCCAGUGGCGCCACACCUGCGGAGGGACUUUGGUGGACCAGAGCUGGGUCCUGACAGCUGCCCACUGCAUCAGCUCCUCCAGGACCUACCGCGUGGUGCUGGGCCGGCACAGCCUCUCCACCAAUGAACCCGGUUCGCUGGCCGUCAAGGUCUCCAAGCUCGUGGUGCACCAGGACUGGAACUCCAACCAGCUCUCCAACGGGAAUGACAUUGCCCUGCUCAAACUGGCCAGCCCUGUCUCCCUGACCGACAAGAUCCAGCUGGGCUGCCUGCCCGCCGCCGGCACCAUUCUACCCAACAACUACGUCUGCUACGUCACAGGCUGGGGAAGGCUGCAGACCAACGGGGCUUCUCCUGACAUCCUGCAGCAGGGCCAGCUGCUGGUUGUGGACUAUGCCACGUGCUCCAAGCCUGGUUGGUGGGGCAGCACUGUGAAGACCAACAUGAUCUGUGCGGGUGGCGAUGGCAUCAUUUCCAGCUGCAAUGGGGACUCCGGUGGGCCUCUGAACUGCCAGGGGGCUAAUGGCCAGUGGCAAGUGCACGGCAUAGUCAGCUUCGGGUCCUCCCUCGGUUGCAACUACUACCACAAGCCCUCUGUCUUCACACGGGUCUCCAACUACAUCGACUGGAUCAACUCGGUGAUUGCAAAUAACUAAUCGCCAGAAGUCCUGGGGACUGAUUCAGAUUUGGAAAGGUCACAGGAGGAAAAUAAUAAUCAUAAUAAAGUGACAACCACAUG